Messenger RNA from Tripterygium wilfordii, 1732 nucleotides. RefSeq lists its product as uncharacterized. The transcript has 2 exons. The record is from RefSeq and is a predicted model, not a curated record. Lineage: Eukaryota; Viridiplantae; Streptophyta; Magnoliopsida; Celastrales; Celastraceae. Gene Ontology annotation, biological process: microtubule-based process. Gene Ontology annotation, cellular component: dynein complex. The coding region runs from base 1064 to 1618 and encodes 184 amino acids. Gene Ontology annotation, molecular function: dynein light intermediate chain binding; dynein intermediate chain binding.
AUUAUGUGGUUAAAGCUAGACCCUUGGAAGUUGGAACCAAUUAACUUCUAUAUUAUAAAUACUGUUAAUAAAACGAUUGUGCAUGCCGCGCCCAAGCUAGGAACAAGGUGGGUGAUUAAUUAAUGUUUAUCAAUGCUAUAGAGCUCUAUCAUUCAGCUUAAUAAGAAGUCAACAUCACAAUCAGGUGGAUCAUGCUUCCUUUUCAGCAUAACAGAGAGCUGCAGUGUUUAGAUGGAAAGAGGACUCUACAAAAACCAAUAAAAGCAUUGAUGGGUCGAUCACAAACCACGUAAAUAACAUGAACAUAGAAAAAUCGCUGAAAGUUUAAGGACAAUUCAUUUUAACCAACCAAAUUGAGGUGCCCUUCUACUGAAAAUAUGGCGAAUGUCCCUUUUUCAGAUAUGAAGUAUUCAUACUCAACCAACUAGUCUCAUUGGGAGCUAAUGACAUGACGCCCAAAAUGGAUAAUACUUGGCAAGUGUUGAGUCAGGAGGUAAAGACACAAAAUAAAGUUGUUAAGAACCAUAUCAAAGCAACAACUCAUAACUAAAACUGGUCUGAGGAUGGACAGGAAUUGGAUUGAGCCUUGACAGAGGCCUAAGAGAUAAGAGCCCUAUGUUCGGUUUGUAGCAAAUGAUUGAUUACAGGUCUCAAUUUUGUCUUCAACUAUUCAAUUUCUAACUACUAACAGUACAGCAAAGACAAGGAAUUUUUUUUGUUUUCUUCCAAUUGAAAUAUUACUAGGCGGUGGGGGAUCCUGGGUGGCCAUGUGCUGCUUGCUAUCUUGAAACAAUCUAAUUGAAGACAAAUAUGCCCUAAUAGACUCGUCACUUUUCCACCACACAAAAAACCAUUAAUUACUCGGAUAAAACUCAAUUUUAAAGAAAAAAAAUCAAAUCUUUCAUUUUUGUUUAAUCCUUGUUCACAGGCAAUAUCACAUGGGUUGUUGAUACAAAUACUAAUUCAAUCACCAAUCAAUAUUUGUAUUAAAGGUUUCUUCCACCACAGAGUAGUGCACCAUAACUAGAGAGACAGCUAGCUUAGUCAGCCCAAGAAAACAAUCAUGGCAUCCAAAGAGAAGCAAAAGAAAGGAAACAAAAUCAUGAGCUUCUACAAGUUUUACAGCAAUAAGCCAAUCAAAUCAGAGCCAACCACAAAGACUCUAGAUAAACCCAUCUCACAGAGCAGUCCAAUGUCAACAGUGAAGGAGAUAAGGGUCCAAGAAACUGACCAUGGCGGCGACCAACGGCGGAGAGGAGCAGAGGAGAUUGUGGAGGCAAGGAAAUCAGUAUCUCACGUGGAGACAAAUCUAUCGUCGGUGGCUGCAUUUCUUCAAGUGAAGGUGCUGGUGACGGACAUGCCCGGGUUCAUGCAGGUGCACGCCUUCCGUUCUGCCAGGAGAACAUUUGACAGCUUGGAGAAGUUCAGCUCUAAACACAUGGCUUACAACAUCAAGAAGGAGUUUGACAAAGUGUAUGGGCCGGCCUGGCACUGCAUUGUGGGCUCAAGUUUCGGCUCAUUUGUUACCCACUCAACAGGUUGUUUCCUUUACUUCUCAAUGGAGAAACUCCACAUUUUAGUUUUCAAAACAAAAGUUCAGAAAGCUAAUCCACAGUAAGAAAAAAAAAUUAUAAAUAUUUUAUAAAGUUCCUGCCUUUCUUCAGUUUCCUUUAGCAAUUUCUUUUUUCAUUGUAUUAAUGUAUUUGUAAAUGACAGAAAUAUUUUAUUUACA